AUGUGGCCGUGGACAACAGAGUUAAUAGAGUCAGAUACAACUGAGGACUUCGUCAAGAUUGUCUACAGGACAAUAGGUUUGCCACUAUGGCGUGAAAGUACAUCAGUUGUAAAUGAUGAACUCUUUAAGGGUUACAGACAAAAUGGUGGAGGUAGUGGAGGUGGAAAGACGAAUGAAUUUGUUGCAGGUUAUGAUUUUCUGAACACAAAUACGAAUGGUCUUGAAAUGAAUAUUUGGGUCAUAUUAACAUAUCUCGUGUACGAGAAGCAACAGAAGCUGAAGAUUAUGAUGAAGAUGCAUGGUCUGAAGGAUGGUCCUUACUGGCUAAUCUCCUAUGUUUACUUCUUUUCCCUGUCGGCUAUCUACAUGAUACUGUUUGUGAUUUUUGGCUCCUUGAUCGGUCUAGAUUUCUUUAGGAAAAGUGACUAUAGCCUUCAAUUUGUCUUCUAUUUCAUCUACAUAAACCUGCAGAUUUCACUUGCAUUUUUUGUAGCUUCCUUCUUUUCUGCUGUCAAAAUAGCCACAGUGGUUGGUUACAUCUAUGUAUUUGGCUCUGGCUUACUAGGGGAAUUUCUUCUUCGCUUUUUUGUUGAGGAUACUGGUUUUCCAAUUGUAAUGGAGAUCAUCCCUGGAUUUUCAUUGUUCCGAGGAUUAUACGAGUUUGGUCAAUAUGCAUCUGCUGGAAACUCAAUGGGGACCACUGGUAUGAAAUGGAGUAAUCUAGAUGACUCUCUUAAUGGAAUGCGUGGUGUCUUCAUUAUUAUGGUUGUGGAGUGGGCAAUACUUCUCCCCUUGGCAUUCUAUGUGGAUCAAGUCUCGUCGCUGGGUGGUGGAUUCAAGAAAAAUCCCUUUUUCUUUCCGAGCUGCUUUAAGAAGCGUGCUCUAUCAUUGCGGAGAUAUAGCUUUGGGAGACAAGGAUCUAAAGUAGUCGUUGAAAUGGACAAUCCUGAUGCUGUUCAAGAAAGAGAGGUGGUUGAGCAACUUCUGCUAGAACCCAUUGCAAACCAAGAGAUCCUCUCUGAUAACCUCAAAAAGAUGAUUGGGCUUAUUCCACCAACAUCUGGCACCGCCUAUGUACAUGGACUGGAUAUAAAGACUGACAUGGAUGCAAUCUAUUCUAACAUGGGUGUAUGCCCACAGCAUGACUUACUUUGGGAAACAUUAACAGAAAGAGAGCAUCUAUUGUUUUAUGGGAGACUGAAGAAUCUUAAAGGCACUGAAUUAUUGAAGGCUGUUGAUGACUCUCUGAAGAGUGUUAAUCUGUUUCACGGUGGCGUUGGUGAUAAGCAAGUGGGAAAGUACUGUGGGGGCAUGAAACGAAGGCUUAGUGUUGCCAUUUCAUUAAUUGGGGAUCACAAAGUGGUUUUCAUGGAUGAGCCAAGCACCGGACUAGAUCCAGCAUCAAGAAACAAUCUGUGGAGUGUUGUGAAGGAGGCAAAGAGAAACCGUGCUAUCGUUCUUACAACGCACUCAAUGGAGGAGGCAGAAGUACUAUGUGAUAGACUUGGCAUUUUUGUCGAUGGUGGAUUCCAGUGCCUUGGUAACCCAAAAGAGCUGAAAGCUAGAUAUGGCGGCACCUAUGUACUGACAAUGACAACAUCUUCGGAGAAUGAGCAGGAGGUUGAACAGCUUGUUCACCGCUUAUCACCAAAUGUGAGCAGGAUAUACCAUAUUUCAGGAACCCAGAAAUUUGAGCUGUCAAAGCAGGACUUGAAGAUUGCAGAUGUAUUCCAUGCCGUCGAGAGUGCAAAACGCCGGUUCAGCAUAUAUGCUUGGGGUCUGGUUGACACCACCUUGGAGGAUGUCUUUAUUAAGGUUGCCAAGGGAGCACAAGCAUUCAGUGUUGUUGCAUAA
Molecule: messenger RNA, 1854 nt
Organism: Miscanthus lutarioriparius
Lineage: Eukaryota; Viridiplantae; Streptophyta; Magnoliopsida; Poales; Poaceae
Source: the annotation of a GenBank genome assembly